AUGACACUGUUGCCGAGCGAGAACCCUCUACCGCUCGCCGCCGGCGUCGCGCUGGCGUUUGCGCUGGCGUGGCGGCAUUACUCGCGCACAGUCGCAAAGCAUGUCGCGGCGCUGGAAGCGCUCAGCAAGCGCGUCGAGCAGCUGGCGCCAGAGUUGAGGUCCGAGCCGUCGGACGGCGGCCUGCAGGGUCCGAUCCAGAGAGAGGCGCCUGUCCGCCGGACGCCCAGUGCUUUUUCGCCCACCAUCCUCCCGGCGGAGGGCGGGCGCGUGAGUGCGUCCGAGCAGCAGACGGCUGCGCUGUGCGUGGUCGUCUUUGGCGCCAUCAACAUGGACGUCAAGGCGACUGCCGAGGUGUCGACCUGGCCGGAGCACGACGUGUCCUGCAAAGGGCGCUUCGAGCAGUCUGCGGGCGGCAAGGGCGCCAACGAGGCGGUCGCCCUCGCGCGGCUCGGCGUCCCCGUCUCGCUCGUCGGCCGAGUCGGCGACGACGAGAGCGGCAGCUUCUUGCUCUCCGCGCUGCGGAGCGAGCGCGUCGAUGUGGGUGGGACGCUGCGGCUCGGGAGGACGGGGACGGCGGUGCACAUCGUCACCAAGGACGACUCGCGCAAGUUCAACGUCACCUGCCUCGAGGCGAACGGCGAGCUCGACAGGACAGACGUGCAGCGGGCGGUUGCGCUCGUCCGGCAGAAGGAGAGCGGAGAGAGGCGGGUGGUGGUGCUGCUGCAGCUCGAGGUGAGCCCCGUCCUCUCGCGCCAGCUCGUCAAGAAGGUGGGCGAGCGCUGCCUCGUCGCGCUCAAGCCGUCGCCACUCGCAUCCGACGAGAGCAAGCGGCAGGCGACGGCGGCUGCAAGGCCUCGCAACCCGCGCGCCCUCGCGCUGACCCGCCGCCGCACGCUGCAGGCGCGGCUGCUUCUCGACGAGCGGGUCGACCUGUGCUUCGUCGCCGAGAGCGAGGCGCUCCAGCUGCUCGACGACGAGGGCGGCGAGGAGACGCUCAUCUGCACCCUCUCCCAGGCGGCGCUUGCGAGGACAGACUUAGCGGAGCGCGCCGCCGAGGCGAUGCUGCGCCGCUGGCCACGCCUCCAGACAGUGGUCGUCACCUUCGCUGCCGGCCACCUCCUCUGCGAGAACCCUUCCUCCGGCGGCUGGCUCGGCGCCGCUCCGCCGGACGAGGCGCCGCACGCCCGAGGAAGCCCGAGCCUGGUGCGGCGCCGCGUCGAGUCGCUCGCAGGAAGCAGCCCUCCGGCGCGCCGCCGCAUGGAGUCGCUGGCCGAGAGUGCCUCGGCGCCGGUGCGGCAGCCGCCGUCGGCCGUGCAGCCGCUAGUGAUCCCGAGGUCCAAGUGCUCGGUCGUCGACGUGAUCGGCGCGGCCGACGCCUUCAUCGGCGGCUUCCUCGCGGCGCAGGCGGCGGGCAAGGCGAGCGGGGAGAGCCUGGGCCGGACAUGCACGCGCUCGACGCUGGCGAGCGGCGCGCGCAAGGCGGUGCCUCACUCCGCUGAUGAGCUGCUCGAGUUCCUCUGCGGCGACGACCAGCUCUACGACGCGGGCGCGUGCGGCUGCAAGGUGGCGGAGAAGGAGCACGCCAGCGCGGCGAUCACCGUGCUGCCGGGCGACGCCAAGGCGGACCCGUUCCACCUCCACCUCGCCGCCCUGCGCGCCGACCUUCACGCCGUGUGGGACAUGCUCCCCUCCUCCUCCGACGCCGCCGCCCCCGCCAACGAGCCGGCCCCGGGCUCGCACGGCUCGGCCGUCUCGCGGCUACUCUGCGCGCUGCAGCAGAAGGACUCGUUCGGCCUCACGCCCGCCCAGCGCGCGCACCAGGCGUGGCAGCUCUGCCCGCAGCAGCAGCAGCGGCACAAGCGCGCCUUCCUCGCCUGCCUCCGCCAACUCGUCGCCGCGCAGCUCCUCCUCGCCCCGUCGCGCGCCCUCAUCGAGGAGGUCGCCUCCCUCCGGCCGGAGGUGUCGCUGCGGCCCCGCCCGCCCUCGAGGUGCUCCAACUCCGACGGCGCCGCGAGCCGCGACGGCCGAGAGGCGGAGGCGGGCUCGACGGCCGCCGCCCUCGAGCGCCUCGGCGCGGCCCUCGAGCUGCCCCUCGUCUCGCGCCACGCCAUGUCGGAGGGGUCGUGGGCGGCGGGCCGCGCGCCGCUCUCUCCGAGGCGCAGCGUCAGCCUCGGCGAAAAGUCGCAGCGCGAGCCCUUUGCGCUCCCACCGAGCGAGGCGCCCCCCAACGGCGCCGGCGGCAACGCGGCGGGGGCGGACCGGUCGGCGAGCCGAGGCUCGAGCGGCGCCGUCGCAGAGGCGCGCUCCGCGCUGCCGGCGAGGCGAGCCUUGAGCCGCGCCGAUCCCCCCGCGGCUCCUCCUCCUUCCCUCGAGCUCGACCCGAACGAGGUUGCGGCGCAGAUGGUGCUCUCGAUCCUGCUCCUCCUCUCGCCGCCCGCCGCCGAAUUUGGCCCGCUCGUCGUGCACCACCACUCGUCGCAGCGCCAGCACGGCUCGGCCGGCCUCCUCCCGCCCGCGGCUCCUCCCGUCUUCGACGCGGAGGAGCGCUCCGCCAUGUUCCGCCUCCUCGCGCGCCUCCUCUGCCCGCUCCUCGAGCGGCGCGGCCGGGCGGGCGACGCGCUCUGCGCCGCGCUGCUGCGGGCGCGCGACGGCGAGGACGCUUCGCUGCUGCUGUGCGCGGCGUCCGCUGGCGCCGACGCGAUCGUGCGGUCGCUCCUCCUCCUCUUCGAGCGCGAGGGCACGCGCGCCGAGGUGGAGCUCCGCGACCGGGCCGGCCGAGGGGCGCUGCAGCGCGCGUGCGAGGCGGGGCCGUCACGGGAGCACUUCGAGGGCAUCGGGCUGCUGCUGCGGCACCUGCUGCCGCUCGAGAGCUCGCAUGGGCUGCCGCUCGAGAGCUCGUGGCUCAGCCGCGCCCCCUUCGAGGGGCACGAGUGGCUCGCCGCCGUGACGGACCUCAACCGGCUCUACACGGGCGACACAAACAUCCCGGGCACGGUCGACGGGCGGUACUGCGUCCGCGGCAGCACGUGCUCCGAGUACGUCAAAUUCGCCUUCGACACGGACGACUCGCGCAACGUCGUGCUCAAGUUCUUCGAGGCGAGGGAGCCGUGGGAGCUCGAGGCUCGCGUUCUCGUCGGGCUCAGCCGCAUCUUCGAGCGAGGCCAGACCCACUCCGACGGCGAGGGCGGCGGCGACUCGCUGCACGCCGCGCCGCGGCUGCUCGAGCGCAUCGACCUCUCCGGCCCGCGCAGCUUCACGCCGCUCCCGUACGUGCUCGUCCUCGAGGAGGGGAACCGCGCGCCGCUGGUGGCGACGCAAGACUCGGAGCUCGAGCGGGUGGCGGUCGUGUCGCGGCUGCUUCGCUGCGCGGUCGAGCUCGAGGACGACCUCUACGCGCCGACCCCGAGGUCGGUGGAGAGGGCGGCGGCCUCAGAGACGGACGAGGCCGCCGGCCGCUCCAUCGCGGUGCACUGCGACCUCAAGCCGUCGCACUUCCUGCGCGUCGGCCGCCACUAUGGCUGGCGGCUGAUCGACUUUGGUUCGGUGCGGCGGGAGGGUGCGGAGGUGCGGAGCCUCGAGUACACGCGCGCCUACUGCGCGCCCGAGGUGGCCGAGGCGGAGGCGAGCGGGAGGCCGCUCGUCGUGACGCGCGCGAUCGACGUCUGGGCGCUCGGGCUCAUAGUCUACGAGAUCUUCGCCGCCGAGCCGCUGCUGCGCGGCUGCUUCUCGCCGCGCGCGCAGCGCGAGGGGGCGACCGGCGCGGCGGCCGACGAGGCGGUGCACGCCGAGUCGCUCCCCUUCAGCAACGAGGAGUGGAAGGAGUACGUCGCUUGGCUGGCGAGCGGCGGCGCGGCGGCGAUGAUCGCCAAGCUCGAGGCCAACGAGAAGCAGCUGCCCGAGGCGCUGCUGCACAUGCUGCGCCGCAUGCUCAAGAAGGCGCCCGAGCAGCGGCCCACGCUCGCCGACCUGCUGCGGCUCUCGUACCUCAAGCCGGGCGUGGCGACCGUCAAGCGGCAGCAGAAGACGCUGCUCGGCCUCUUCUGUUGCCCCUCCAAGGGCCGGCAGCGCCUCGACCUCGAGCGAGACAUGCGCACAGUGCUGCGAGCGCUGCCGGUCGGCGAGCGAGAGAUCCGCGCGGCGGCGCAGUUCCCUACCGACCUGCUCGGGCCGCUGCGGGGCGACGCGCGCAACGAGCCGAUCCGGCCGCGCGUGCUCCACUUCUCGUGCCACGGCACCCCGGACGGGCGCCUGCUGAUGGAGGACUCGGAGGGGCGCGCCUUCACCGUGAGCACGCGCGAGCUCGUCUGCACGCUCGAGGAGUGCCUGCAGCUGCAGGACGGGAUCGAGUGCAUCUUCCUCAACCUCUGCUCGUCGCACCACAUCGGCGAGGACAUCCACGCCGGCUUCCCGCACCUCUACGUCGUCGCGUGGAGGACCGUGGUGCAGGACCGGGUGGCGCAGGCCUUCGCGAGGGAGUUCUACACCUACCUCGGCGUGGAGAGCUCCAAGGGCAACCGCGGCUCCGUGGCCGAGGCGUACGCCGCGGCCGAACGCGACUUCCACGCCAAGUACCGGGAGGGCGACCCGACGGUGUACGACGAGGCGGGCAACCGCACUGGCAAGAAGGACAGCUCGGUCCACGGAGUCCCCAUGCUGCUGCGGCCCGUGGGCUGGUCGUAG
Messenger RNA from Emiliania huxleyi CCMP1516, 4680 nucleotides. RefSeq lists its product as hypothetical. Gene Ontology annotation, molecular function: ATP binding; protein kinase activity. The transcript is spliced from 6 exons. Gene Ontology annotation, biological process: protein phosphorylation. NCBI's taxonomy places the organism in Eukaryota, Haptophyta, Isochrysidales, Noelaerhabdaceae. The record is from RefSeq and is a predicted model, not a curated record. Bases 1 to 4680 code for a protein of 1559 amino acids.